Endocarpon pusillum Z07020 is the source of this 279-nucleotide messenger RNA. Its product is annotated as Small nuclear ribonucleoprotein E. Gene Ontology annotation, cellular component: U4/U6 x U5 tri-snRNP complex; U1 snRNP; U2 snRNP. The record is from RefSeq and is a predicted model, not a curated record. Gene Ontology annotation, biological process: spliceosomal snRNP assembly; mRNA splicing, via spliceosome. Bases 1 to 279 code for a protein of 92 amino acids. The transcript is spliced from 2 exons. NCBI's taxonomy places the organism in Eukaryota, Fungi, Ascomycota, Eurotiomycetes, Verrucariales, Verrucariaceae.
AUGAAUCGCGGCAGCGGGGGUGGCGGACGCAAGACUUUAUUGGCACCAAUCCACUUCAUCUUCAAGCUCCUGCAGCAGAGGUCGACAGUCUCUAUCUGGCUUUAUGAGCAGUUAGCCGUGCGGAUAGAGGGCAAAAUCCGGGGGUUUGACGAAUUUAUGAAUCUUGUCAUCGACGAUGCCGUGGAGGUUCAACAGGCGACCAAAAACCAGCAAGAACGGAGGCGACAGCUGGGUUUGUUUUCUAUGCUACAAAAGUCGGGCAACGCUGAUCACUUCUAG